UUUUUGUUUUUUUUUUUUUUACCUGAAUUGUUCUUUUCCCCUCUUUUCCACCCAACAAACCAACAUUUGCGAAGAGCAGGUCAAGUGAUCAUUGCUCACACGACGGAAUCUCAAUUCACUAAAUAGUACGUGACAACAAGGAAGGAUCUCUAGAAGUAUUCACGCUACGGGGAUCGUGUUCAGAGAUCUGAACCAUACUUUCUCCCCUUGCCUCAUACUUGGCCCAUAUCGGCGCAUCUUACCCCAAGUUUAUCACGUUCACAAAGCUCAUUGUGUUAUUCGACGCGUCUACAGACAGGCACGCGAGUUUUUAGCUUGGAGAAUUUUGUCAGGGAUAUUUAUCCGGUAACGGCGCAAAGUAUAUUAUAUGGACAACAGACCGGCUUCGGAGUACGCGCAGUCAGGUUCGCACUUUCCAUAUCCACCGUCUGUCGCGCCCCAUUCUGAACUUCCAGCUGCAGACCAGGCAUCUGCUGCUGCUACUGCUCAAUACACGCCUCAGCCUGAGGUGCGCCCCAAUCCUCAAUACACACCGCAACCCGAGGUUCGCCCCGCCGCCAAUAUUUCCUCCUCCAACACGCCGCAGUCAGACUACGGUCUGAAUCAGCCGCCACCAGCCGCGCGCUCUCCAGCUUAUCCUGAUUACCUCGCCCGCCCGCCCCAGUACCAUCACGCGCCGAACACACAGGCCGGUGGUGCGGCAGGUAUGGCUCAAGCAACAAGUCCGUCUAUGCAUACCCUUCAUGAUGGGCUGCAAAAUGACCAUCGCAAUCACACGAACGUAAAGUCUGACGCGGACGUUCCUAUAGAUCCCUCAAUCGCGGCCUCUAGCCCCACCUAUCCUCCUCCCUACUCGCCUUAUCAGCCACAGGGUCAUGACAUGGCCCAGUAUCAAGGUCACCCUCCUCCGCCGCCUCCACAGAUGUAUGCGCGUCCAGAUUGGUCGCAUGGGUAUGGUCAACAUCAGCACGGUCUGCCUGGACCUUAUACCACUCCUGCCACAACGGUUGGUCCCGCCUCCCCUGCUGCGACCGCAGGGCCGCGCCCUGGCCAGGUCUACUCAUUCGUUCCGAUCCCCGGUGCGCAACAGCAUAAGCGACCACGUCGUCGGUAUGAGGAAAUUGAGCGUAUGUACAAGUGUGGAUGGAAUGGCUGUGAAAAGGCAUAUGGCACACUGAACCACUUGAACGCGCACGUUACCAUGCAGUCUCAUGGAGCCAAGCGAACUCCUGAAGAAUUCAAGGAAAUUCGUAAAGAGUGGAAGGCUCGCAAGAAGGAGGAAGAGGCUCAGCGCAAGGCUGCCGAGGAACGCGAGCGUGCUGCUGCUGCUCAGGCUGCGCAAGCCAACCAAGUUGAUGCUCCUGGCCCUGGCGAUCCGGCGCAGGCCGGUCAACCUCCCGCCUACCCGGGCAGUGUCCGUCCUCAACUGCCCCCGAUCGGGUAUCAGCCCGCUGACGGCCAGGUGCCUGGUCAGUACGGAGCUCCUGGCGGUGGCAUGGUUUAUCAGGGCAACGGACAGAUGGCCUAUCCUCCAAACUACCCUCACUCGCCUUAUGGCCAGAGCGGUCAAGUAUACCAGCAACAAAACCAAUCGACCAGCUACCCGCAAUAGAUAUCCAACUUCCCUCUCUUCUCUCAGCUUGAAUAUUCUAAUACCAAAUUCUCCUAAUCGUGUAUCGCCACCCCCGGAUCUAAUUCUUUAAAGUCUUGCGCACAUGAUACCAUUUCCUGGCCUUGAUUGCUCCAGUCAAAAGAGUGGCCAUGCGACUUACGCUUCUGUCCCAGUUAUGUUUUUUUGAAUUAGAUCGCUUGACAAAAGGGAGAGAAUCUCCUUUAUCGGGGAAUCCCACCUUUGUUUUUCCCUCGCGAAUACCGGCUAUAGGAUUGUGAUUUGAGAUGUCUGGCGGCGGGGCAAUCUGCAUUAGCUGAUGUUCUUUCCCUUUCGCUUGUUCGAUUCCGUUUGUUCUUCAUGCGCUUUAUUCCCUGUGGAUUAUGCAGAUCAUGUUUCUAUUAAAUUCACCUUUCUUCUGUAUGUGAAUUAUUUGUUAUGGCCCUUGCUUUCGUCUUCGACUGUCCUCCCUGCUUCGGCCAAAUUUAUGUUACCCUGGGUUUUGGUCCCCUAAACUGUGCAUUAUUUUCUAUGGUCCAUGGCCUUUGUUCAUCUAUUUGUCUGGUCAUGGACUGGUGGCUACAGUCUUCCACGCAACUCGGAACUUUCUCCUCUUUUGCAUUUCUUAUGAACUUCUGAAUACCUACGAUACAUGUCAAUAAUUGUGGACAUAUUUGCACGGAAAGUGCGCCUUCA
Aspergillus caelatus is the source of this 2305-nucleotide messenger RNA. Its product is annotated as putative C2H2 transcription factor (Con7). Gene Ontology annotation, biological process: regulation of DNA-templated transcription. The transcript has 4 exons. The coding region runs from base 368 to 1612 and encodes 414 amino acids. The record is from RefSeq and is a predicted model, not a curated record. Lineage: Eukaryota; Fungi; Ascomycota; Eurotiomycetes; Eurotiales; Aspergillaceae.